This is a messenger RNA of Lepus europaeus (European hare), 822 nucleotides long. RefSeq names its product ligand of ATE1 (gene LIAT1). The coding region runs from base 1 to 822 and encodes 273 amino acids. NCBI's taxonomy places the organism in Eukaryota, Metazoa, Chordata, Mammalia, Lagomorpha, Leporidae. Gene Ontology annotation, biological process: protein arginylation. The transcript has 2 exons. The record is from RefSeq and is a predicted model, not a curated record.
AUGCGCACUCCUGAGCCCGCCAGGCGCGGAAGCUUCCCGACCACGCGCGCGCGGGGUGGCCGGUUGCCAUGGAGACGCGUGGCCCUGGUCAGGCCGCCUGGUCCCGGAGCCGCCGGCUCGGCGCUGCCCCGGCGCAGGUCGCUGUCCCACGGGCGGAUGGACGGCCACAGCGCGGCCAGGGCAGCGGGAUUCAGCGAGGUGGGCGAAGACGAGGAGGACGAGGAGGAGCGGGAGGGCAGCUCCGCGGGCUUGCAAGGAGCCAGGCUGCCCCCCAUCGUGGGCGGCGCCUCGGACGCGGCCAAACAGAAGGUGAAAAAGAAGAAGAAAAAGAAGAAGACCAAGGGGUCGGGCAAGAGGGACGCAGAUAAACAGCAGAGUCGCGCCCUGAAAACUCAGCCGCCUGCCUCCUCUGGUGACAUCGUAAGUCCCAGCCAAGAGCAGGACCCGAGGCUGGAGCCCAGAGCGGACGCGGAGGAGAGCAGGCCCAGCCCUUCCUACUCCUCCUCGGGGAGCCUGCCCCACUUCACGGGCCCCAUCAACGAGAGCCUGCGCUGGGCGGGGGUCCUGGCCGACCCCGAGGCCGAGAAGGAGAGGAUCCGCCUGUACAAGGUGAACCGCAGGAAACGCUACCGGGGCCUGGCCCUCAAGGCCGUGCACCCCGACCCCUGCGCCCAGGAGCCCCCCGACAGCUUGCCCCACCUCCCCGACAAGGACUGCGGCCCCAGCAGCCGGCCGGCCGCCUCCUCCAGAGGUGACCGGCCCGACCUCUCCUUGGAAGGCGCCCUGGCCACCAGGCUGCUGGCCAUCGGCCCACCCGACUGA